AUGGAGAAGUUCACAGUGGAUUUGGAUAAAGUUCUCGAUGAAUUUGAAUUUAAUGAAGAACAAGCAGUACGACAUGCAUUGCAACAUUUUAAAAGAGAAGACCUUCCAGCGACGAAAUACCAAAAGCCACAUUUUAAACCAAUCAAAAUUGCCGAUGCAGAUUUUGGUCUCUGUCUUGAAACAACAAUGUCAUAUCCUACCUAUAAUAAUUUAGUGGAAACUAAUAAUGAAUCUGAAAACUGUGAAGUCAAAGAAUCAAUUAAUCCUGUUCUUGUUGAUUUUAAUAACACAACUAUUGUAAAUAAUUGUAACAGUGACAAAAUUGAUUAUUGUGUGUGUAAUAAUUCUGUACAAGAAGAAAAUGAAGUAUUAAAUUUAGAAUUACCUAAAACUGAAGUUAGCGAUUCACAAGAUGUUAAAGCAGAAAGCCCAGUUAAGAUUCACAAUAAUUCAAAUAACAGUUUCGAUAAUGUUUUACACAACAAUGUUGAAAAAACAAAUAUUGUAAAUAAAAUUCAGAAAAUUGAAGAAAACGAUAAAAUAUUGGAAAAAGAAGAAAAUGUUAAUUUAAGCAAUGUAUCAGUUUUGAAAAGUGAAUCAAAAGAUCUUAUUAAUAGUAAAAUAGAAAUACAAGAAGAAAGUGAUAAAACAUCUUUCGAUAAUCAAGAAUUGGAAAGUAGUGAAUCUGAUGUGACGGAAAAUGAAUCAAGUAAUUUAAGUACUACUUCGAGUAGUCAAUCAGAAAAAGAUGAAGUUGUAUCAGAAGUACAGUGUCCAACUGAAAUUAGUCAAAGUAAAUCGAAUGAUGUCAAAACUGAAAAUGUCGAAGAAUGUGAGAACAUAAACGAUAAUGAAACAAAAAUUGAAGAAAAAAAAGAAUCUCAACCAAGAUCUGAAUCGACUAAAAAUUUCAUAGUUGAACAAGAACAAUCAAUUAAUAAAAAAACAACAACUGAAUCUGAGUUACCAGAUACACAAAAUGUUAUUAUUGAUAAAUUGUAG
Pediculus humanus corporis (human body louse) is the source of this 1002-nucleotide messenger RNA. RefSeq lists its product as uncharacterized. NCBI's taxonomy places the organism in Eukaryota, Metazoa, Arthropoda, Insecta, Psocodea, Pediculidae. The transcript has 3 exons. The record is from RefSeq and is a predicted model, not a curated record. The coding region runs from base 1 to 1002 and encodes 333 amino acids.